Porites lobata is the source of this 333-nucleotide messenger RNA. NCBI's taxonomy places the organism in Eukaryota, Metazoa, Cnidaria, Anthozoa, Scleractinia, Poritidae. The record is from the annotation of a GenBank genome assembly.
GUGCCCGUGGAAAUCGUGCUCUUGUACUAUCCAUACUGGCCUCUUGGAAAAAUCGCUUGCAACACUUUGAGUUCAGUGUUUGUGGCUCUUGGAAGCGCGUCUGUUUGUCACCUUUGUGUCACUGGUGUUGACCGUUUCUUGGCAAUUUCACAUUCUUUGCGAUACUCCAGUGAGCGACAUUUCACCUUCUGUCAUCGUUUCCUUGGUCUUCCUUUGGGUUUUUGCCUUUUUGAGUGGAACUGCAACGUAUUUCAUCUGGACGCAGCUAAACCCAGAGGCAUGUUCUGUGUUAACAGCUCCUUUGGAGAGCACUGUAGUCUUUUUGGUUCUUGA